AAAAACUGAGUAGUUUAGUUAGUAGAUUUGUGUGUAUUUUGAAGAGUUUUAAUCAUUUGUUUGUAAGUUAGUUCAGCAGCAGGAAACACCUUUAAACAACUUCCUGCUUCAGAAGAGGAGGAUGUGGUUUGGAAUUGUACAAAUGAGUGAUGAGAAUUUUCUCUCAGUAAAGUAGGUACAAGCAAUAAAAUAUUAAUAGGAUAGUGGAGAAAGGAAUCAAACUAGUCUACGGAAAAGUAACUCUUUGAGACAUUAUUGUUGAGGGAUAAUGGACAUGAAAUCUACUCAAAAACCACUUAAAAUAUAACUGUGGCGAACAAUGAAAAGUCUUGUAGAAAAUAUGGGAGAAACAUGAAGAAAAUGUAAAAGAAACUAAAUUACCUCUUAAAGUACGUUCAACAUGGGCAUCGGAACUCAAUGAAACUUGUAAGCUUUCAUUACUCUCAUUCUCUGCUGUUUCAGUACACCUUAAAUCAUGGGAGACCUGAUUUACCAGAGUAUAGUGUCCUGGGGAUUUUGGAUGGCUGCGAGAUAUACUAUUUUGACAGCAAUAUGAAAAUAACCGUUCCAAGGCAAAAAUGGAUGGCGGAAGCAUUUGACAAGACUUACUGGGAACAGUGCACUAUCACUAAUGCUGGCUUCCAUGGCAUCAUUAAGGGACAGGCUGAUGAAUGGCUCCAGAAAGAAAACCAAACAUCAAGUACCCAUUACCUGCAAGGACUGUUUGGCUGUGAGCUGCAUGAUGCCAAUCCGAAUGAAGGGAUUUUGAAGUUUGCGUUUGAUGGCAGAUACAUCCUCAGUUUUGAUAAAGAUACAUUGGUGUGGAUUAUACAUGAUAAGUUUGCAAAAGAAUUCAAAGAGAAAUGGGAUAAGGAAACAAAGAUGAACCAUUAUUUCAAGAGCCUGUUAGAAAAUGACUGUCCAGAUCUAUGGAAGACGUACUAUUCAAUUGGAAAUGCCUCUUUAAGCAGAAAAACUCCCCCUGAGGUCUCCAUUAUUGCCAAGAGUGGCAGCUACUCUUUUCUACAAUGCAUUGUGAUUGGAUUUUACCCACAGCCCAUCAACGUGACCUGGUUGAAGAAUGGAAAACCUGCUCAUGAGACAAACUCUACUGGGUUAUUGCCCAAUGAAGAUGGGACGUUCCAACUAAAGACAACCCUCCAAUUCGACCCAUAUGAUGGCAGCCAAUAUGCCUGUCAUAUUGAGCACAUCAGCUUCCCAGGCGGAAAGACUGUCCUUUGGGAAGGAAAAGUGAAGAACAGCAAAAAUGUGGGGCUGAUUGUCUUGGGUGUACUGGUGUCACUGGCAAUUAUUCUUAUCAUAUUUAUAUGGUGGAGGAGACAAAGAGGUUACAAUGUUAUUUAACCAGGGCCUGAGAUGGUGAAAUGCUUGAGUGGAAUUGGCAGCAAGACAGACUGAAAUUAAUAAUUUCUUUGUAACUACAGCUGUUUUAAUUGCAUAAUCAUUUUAAAUGCAUUUUAUAUUUCUAAUAAUUUUACUAAAAUAUUAAUUAUUUGCUCAAAAACAAAAAAGUAGUUGCUGGAAAAGCUCAGCAGGUCUGGAAGCAUCUGUGGAGGAGAAAACAGAGUGAACUCAGAGUUCUGAGGAAGAGUCACUGGACCCUAAAAGUUAACUCUGUUUUCUUCUCCACAGAUGCUGCCAGACCUGCUGAGCUUUUGCAGCAACUUUGUUUUUGUUCCUGAUUUACAGCAUCCACAGUUCUUUUGCUUUUAAUUAUUUGCUCAACUUUGGAAUGAGUAAUGCCAUGUUUGAUCUAUAAUUGCAUAAACUGAUUCUAUAUAUUACAUAAUGGCAGCAAUGAAUUCAAAAGCAUGUGCGGUCAAUAUUAUUCCUACAUCCCAGAGAUGUACUGGAUGUUGGCCUCAGGUUGAGGACCUGCACUUGUCGGAUUAGGUAAUGGGUAUAGAAGUUCUGUUCAACCAGUGGGUGCACAACUGAGCAUCACAAACUUUAUCAAAAGUUACUACUCACCUAUUGUAUCCAUGCAACAUUGGCGAGGAAAACCCAACGAUGAUACUUCCCUCUAUAAGUGAAGAGAUUGAUGUUGAUGUAGCAUGUCUGCUGUUAACAGGAUCAUUCUAAAUGGGAAUAAAACUAAAAGACCUUGCCCAACUGGCAUGUAAUCUUUACCUGUCAGCAUUAAGUGAAGCACAUCUCCAUAAAGUUCAUGCAAGGUGUAAAGGUAUUUUCAGAAUAUUUUAGAGGGAAGUUUUAACAGUGGCAAGGGAUGACCGCAAACCUUGGACAUGUGGACUUUGCCUCUGUCAGAGACUUUUGUUCCACCUUAUGAAGGAAACUAUUCUCAACACACGAUUGAAAAAGUACUGUACGACAUUAGUCCUUAUUAACUCCCAUCACGUAUCCCACUCAAUGUUAAAUUUCAUUGAUCUCUGGAAAAAAAACUGCUGUUUGUGGCAUGUAACAGGUUAUAUCUGCUUACUCCUAUUUUGCGCAGCUAUUGUGGGAGCUAUUCAUUUUGAACUCGGGACCCAUUAAAGCCUAACCUAUGUGUUAUUUCCCGAAGAUAGAUAGUGACUAGAUUCAAUGGAUAUUUGAGUAGAUUUUUUAACUGCUCUCUGAAUUUUGUUUGGGAAACUGCAUAAAUAAUGGUGUUUGUGCAGGAACUCAAGUGUUGCAGCAUGUAUCCUGUUUGCUCCAUAAUGGUAAAAGGAUUACUGUAAUCUGUGUGCAAGUAUUCAACAUCCAUAACUUGUACACAUAUAUAAUGAGUAAAUGUGACUAUCCACAGCAGUAUGAAGCUACCAGAUAUGGCCAAUAGUAAAACAAUGGAUUUUCUUCGGUUUUCCAUUUCAGUGUCUUUGUCACUACCCCGGAGACCCUUCCUGAUCCUGCUUGUCAGUAGAAUAUGCCUGAUGGUCAGGCCAUUGAAUAUAAGGAUCAAGAGAAAAGGAAUAAAAGGCAUGAAAGCUAUAUCAAUCCAUAAGAAUGUAACCCACAGAGGAACAGUGUACAAGCUUAAUUUUAUAUUGCAGAACCAUGAUAUAUUAUUAAUUAUUAUGCGUGGUUCAAACGUAAAGUAAAUUGGUAUGUUUUCCAGGAUGCUCAGCACCCAUAUCAUGGUGACAACUAUUGCUGCCGACUUUUCAGUGCAAUAUUGUGUUCUUGCUUUUUGGCAACAAAUAGCAACAAAUCUGUCAAAGGUGAAAGCUACAGUCAACCAGACAGAGCAUUCAAUAAAAGCAAAAAUUAGGAAGAAAUUCAGACUGCAAAUGGGUGUAUAGUCCAAGAAGGAAUCUGGGAAAUAAACUUCAUUCAUCUCGUAGAGAACCACAUCAAAUAGGAGGACCAGUAAAUCUGCUGCUGCCAUGGAUACCAGGUAAAUUGUGAUGCAUUUAGAGAGGCCACAUUUUCCACGGGAGAGAAUCGCAAUUGUUACCAAAUUGGCUGUACAUGGAGAAGAAAUGAAAUAGAUCAGUACAGUAUAUUUCAAAAGAGAGCAAAAUAAAUGACAAUGACCAAGGUUUUUUUCCCAUUAACUCUCAUCCAAAUAAUUUUGAUAAUUCUGAGGAUGCAUAUCAGCAAAAUAUCAUUUAUUGUCAAAGUCAGUCAAGCAACAAAUUAGAGAUUUAAGCACCAAUUUUCAGAACACCUCAUUAAAGUUUCUAAUUUGUUCAUACAAUUUUAGAGGCAAGCAAUGAAGUUAGGGAUUUAUUGCAGCACAUUUACAGAUUUAGUGCAUCACUUACAACUUUCUCAAUGUUACCAUAAACCGCACAAAAUAAAUGUUCCAUUCCUUGUGAAGACUAGCAUUCAUAGAAUCACGGUCACUUCUGGCACAAAUGGAGUUCAUUCAGCUCUUCAUGGAACAAUCUAUUAAUUCCUGUUCUGCUGCUCAGUCUUAGUAUGCCUGUGAGGUUGUUUAAUUCAACUGUCGAUUCAAUCUUCUCUAGAAACCAUUGAUUAUUUCUACCGCCAUCCCAUCAGAGAAUUACAACUCACUAUCUCAGAAAAAAAACACUGUUUCUUGUUGAAGAUACUAAAUCUGUGUCCAUUAGUGCUUCUCAAUUCAUGAGAAGAGUUUUUGUUUGUUGGUCUUUUUCCAAUUAAUCACAGCAGAAUUUUAGAAUCACAGUUACUUUGGCACAGAAGGGCAUCUUUCCACCCAUUUUAUGGGCUGUUGAGUGAAUUUGUGUCUUCUGCUAUUUGUCUUCCCAUCUGCCAGUUCCCUUUGAAUUGUCGUGUCACAUCAAUGUCAUCUCACCUUAUUUCUUUUAGUUCAAAAAUAUAUUGCCAGAAAUUCUUUUACAUUGAAUUCCAUAUACAACUUAUCAACAGAUUCUAUUGCCUUUACCCUUGAGAUGUUAUUGGGAUAACAGCCCAUUGAUUUCUAUACUUCUAUAAAUUAAUGUCCUUUAUCUGCCUACACACAGGUAUGCAGGCACUGCCUUAAAGCUUCCUGCCCAACGAGGAAUUCGGUGUAAGACUUUGUAACUCCUUAUCUUCCUACAUAUCGGUAUGCAGACACUGCCUUAAGCUUCCUGGCUGAAUCGAUUUAGAAUUAAACUGUCUCAAAUAAGGUUAAGUGAGAAACAUUUGUAAAGGUGUGAGGCUUCUGAAGUAUGUAACUUCUGUCUCUAACAAAGAGGCCAGGGCACUGACUUUGUUCCAGACAGACACAUCAGCAACUUGAAAUUACAAUCUGUCUCGUUGACAACUUGAAAUCGCCUCCUGCCAUUAGCAGUCACUUCAUGAACGAUCUAUACUAUAUCCUGGUCUUUUAUGUUCUUGGUGUAAUAAUUGUUUUGUAUCCUGCCUUUGUCUGUUGUAAUAAUUGUUUCAUGUAUCAUGUCAUUGUGAGAAGUGAAAUUGUUUUAUGCAUUAUGUACCUAGUAAAGUAUAAAAAGCGGAGAUUGCUGCUCGGGGAGAAUUACUUACGAGACUCUGCACUCUGUGCUGGGCUAAAUACAAUGAUUCUCCACAGCUUGUACUUGCUUGGUAAUAAAGGAUUUGUGUUUUUUUAAA
Stegostoma tigrinum is the source of this 5004-nucleotide messenger RNA. Its product is annotated as class I histocompatibility antigen, F10 alpha chain-like. Bases 418 to 1365 code for a protein of 315 amino acids. The record is from RefSeq and is a predicted model, not a curated record. The transcript is spliced from 6 exons. NCBI's taxonomy places the organism in Eukaryota, Metazoa, Chordata, Chondrichthyes, Orectolobiformes, Stegostomatidae. Gene Ontology annotation, cellular component: external side of plasma membrane. Gene Ontology annotation, biological process: immune response.